CUAACAGUGUUUCCUGCUGUCGCAACUCUUUGUCAUUCUUCUCUCUUUCACUUUCCUCUUCCCUCCGCUGUUACACAUUAACUAUCCCUCCCCUCCUCUACCUACUACUAGUCUUUGUUAUUUCUUUCUCUUCUUUUCUCCUUUCACUCCAAUACUCACUCUCUCUCUUUCGCCCAAAACACACUGUAUUCCUAUCUCCCUUUUUUCUUCCGCCCACAAUAUUGACGUCGUUUCUUACCACUACUACUACUACUACUACUACUACUACUACUACUACUUUCUCAUCCCCUCUCUCACUCUAAAAUGCUCACAAACCCGCACUUUCUUGUUCGCUCUCCCUUUCCCUCUCUCUCCUGACCCUCGUUUUCUCCCACUCCCCUGACUCUCCCUCCGCCCACGUUGUGGUCAUAUCCUACUACUGUUACUCUUCUUCUUCUUUUCUGUCUGUCUCUCCUUUCUUACUCCUUCUCUCUAUUUCAACCUUUUCUAUCACCUGUCUCUUCCACUCGAACUCCCACUUUCAGUCCCUCCCAUUCUCUCCAAUUAAUCUGACUUCGUCAGGCUUUAUUAUACAUCAAUCUGCCUCUCUCAUACACCCAUUCUAUUUAUCUUUAUCUUUCCAUACCUGUCAUUCUGUAUCUCUCUGUAUUUCAUUCAAACUCUAUUUGUACAUCUACCUUUCUAUCCACAUCUUUUCCACUCUGACUGUGAGUGUGUAUGUGUAUAAUUAUAUAUACCUCAUUCAACUUGGUCUUUCUCUGUCUAUCUACCUUUCUUCAUCUCUAUCUCUCUUUUUCUCCAUCCCACUAAAUACGAACACCAUUUGUUGGUGUGUAUUUUCUUAUUCAGAAAGACAGACGGUUUCUUUCGGCAACUGUCACCGAAGAACCUUACGGAAGGAUAUCUUAGAAUGGAGACAGACAAUGGCUAAACCAUCAGGUUUAUUAUAACGAUAAUAACAAACAACACCAUCUUACAACAACUUCCAUCCACCGUGGAAUCAUUUUAAACGGUGUUCCGUGAGAGAAUCGAAACUACUUCACAUGGAAUAUUAACUGACAAUUACUACAACUGCAAGAAAAGCAGCAUCAAAAAUUAUCUCAUCUGCCUCUCUUGUCUGUCGGUCUGUUUGUUUAUCUAUUUACCUAUCUAUAUAUCUGUUCACCUAUAUAUCUAUCUUGACUGUCUCUGUCCAUCUACCUGGCUGUUUAUCCGUCUAUCUGUCUGUCUAUCCAUCUAUCUCUCUUUAUCUAUCUUUCUGUCUGUCCUUUUCAUCUGUCUGUCCAUCUAUCUCUCUGACUCUAUCUGUCUUUCUGUCUGUCCUAUUCAUCUGUCUGUCUGUCUAGCUUGUUAGCUAUCAGCCAGUCUAUCUAUCUGUCUAUCUAUCUAUCUAUCUAUCUAUCUAUCUAUCUAUCUAUCUAUCUAUAUAUAUAUAUAUAUAUAUAUAUAUAUAUAUAUAUAUAUAAGUACGUACAUAUAUGUAUGUCUGUGUGUAAGCACGCGCGCACGCACAUGCAUUCAUCAUUUUCCAUAUCUUGUCUUUCUGUCUACCUCAGCAGCAGCAGUAAUAACAACAGUAACCUGUCUAACACAUCAAUGGUGCAUUAAUGUUCCAGAGAUCAAACACAUGACACAUCUGUAAUAAUAGCAAUAACAACUUCAACGUAAAUAUAACAACAUAAAUGUAAUGUCAGUAUAAAUAUAUAAAUAUAGCACCGUCGACAACAAUGACAACAAGUGUUUAUGUCUCUGUGAAAUAUAUAAAAAGCGAGGCGAGAGAACAUCCCCCGCCCCAAUGACUGCUGAAGUUGGCAGUGAGGAUGUUUUGGUGAUAACGCCAACAAUAGCAACAACAACAACAACCAAAUCGAGAAAUGUUUAUGAUAACAGUCUUUCCAAUCAAGAGUCAACAGUGAUGGCCAGCAGCUCUUUUACCAUUGAUGAUGCUUUCGAGUCUGAUGAUGAUGAAAAGAUCCGAGUGUAUGGGUCAACGAAGGCGACAUCACCCAUACAGCGACACUCACCUCAGUCUUUGCAGCGCAAACACUCACUUCCACGACGCCAAGGCUCAGACACAGUCAGUUCUUCUUCCGUAUCUAUAGCAUCUUCUGUGCCAACAACGGCAGACAUUGCCGACCCACCGUCCAUUGGUUCAGUGGGCGGUGGAGGUACACCUUGUGCAACCCCUACAAACAGUGGAGGUCCUGGUGUUGUAGGGGUUACUAAUUUGACAACGACUUCAGCCCCUGGACUUGUUGUAACAACGAGAAGUGUGGCCACCCCACAAGAGACGGAUGAAGCUAGUGCAUCGUUGAUAAUAAAGGCUACCAGUAAGAAAUCACCCAGUUGGUAUAAACAUCCCAAAAUUCGUGAAAACUGGAAAGUUGUCCUUGGAUCCAUAGCUUUGACACUAAUUGGAUCUGCACUCCUCCUGGCAGGUUUAUCUGUAGCCAUAUCAAUAAAAGCAUCACACAGUGUUGUAUUGUUCAUUGCUGGACUUAUAUGCUUUAUUCCUGGAGUGUACCAUGUGGUGUACAUCUACUGUGCAUUGCAAGGUAGAAUGGGCUUCAGCUUAUACAACUUACACAUUUUCAAAUGAGGAGAAGACAGAAAGGAUCAGACCAACAAAUAACAUAAACCUUUGCGUUCUGAAUGACACUUUUGUUGUGAUUUAUCAAGUGUGGUGGCCAUCAACUGGAUAUACCGAGAGUACCAAUGUGGUCAAUACACUUACCCAAGUUAACCCAUUUACAAGGGCAGUCCUGAUUAAACCAAGAUACAGAUUGAAACCUUAAUUGGCAAUACUGACUACAUCUACACCUGUUCUGAUAUACUUAGCAAGGAACUAUUCCAAAGAUCAUACUAAUGUACAUAGUUAAACAGAGAGUGUACACUGAUGCUACUGCAAAGCAACAACUGCUUUUAACAAGGUACCAAAUAUUUACAGUAUACAUUGAUUGAACUCUACUCAAAACACUCAAACACAUACCCAAGGUACCAAUACCCUUUGUCAAGAAACAGAUCUAUGCCCAACACAACCACCACCAUCCAAGGUACAGAGAUAAUGAUAUAUCCAGACAAGUGUAAUAACAUACUUAAACAAACAUGUAAUUAUAUUCCAAAAUGCCCAUACAUACAUGCAUACAUACACAUACAUUUGCCACAUACACAAACACACAAAGACUUCCCUGCAAACAUCACAGGACGCCAUGGUUACCAUCGAUAUGACUGUGUUGUGUGGAUCAAUGAAAUACUGGCAACUACCAGUUUUAAGAGUACCAGUAGAUCACAUGACAACACUUUAUAAUUUAUAACUGGUUGUUUGAAAUCAAUAUGUGAUAUUUAGACUCUCUCCCUCACACACACACACAUACAUACACACACACACACACACACAUGCACAGAUAAACAUAAAUGUGUAUAUAUGUAUGUUUCAUACUAGCAUGGAAAGCAGUUGUAAAAAUGAUGGUGAUGAUGAUGAUGAUGAUGAUGAUGAUGAUGAUGAUGACUCCGAAACUGUUUAUGUUUCCAGAAACGAAAAAAAAGUGCUUAAGAAAUAGAUUACCCUGCUUAUUUCAAAGAUGAAAAUAUACAAGUUAUAACAAAUAAUUUCACAUACCAUUUUCCCAAGUACCUGAGCAUCAGGAAUGAAUGAGAAUCUAAUAGUUGUAACAUGGGAUUUUUCAGCUUCGUAAUACAAUGUGUGUGUGUGUGUGUGUAUACAUACACACACACACAUAUAUACAUUAUAUAUACACACAUGCACACACAAACAUACACACAUACAUACAUACAUACAUACAUACAUACAUACAUACAUACAUACAUAUACAUUGAUUGAUUGAGUGAGUGAUAGUAAGCUACAGGGAAAGCAGACAGUAGGAGAAAUCUUCAGAAGAACUCCCAUCAGACAAGUGUUUCAACCUGUUAGUUCCUGACUACCCAGGCCCACCUAGGUAGUGACUCCUAGGUGUCCUCCUGAUGUAGUGGGGAUUAAACUCAAAACCUUCAGAUGAUACAUAUAUAUAACCCAUGCUAGCAUGGAAAGCGGAUGUUAAAUGAUAUAUAUAUAUAUAUAUAUAUAUAUAUAUAUAUAUAUAGUGUAUAAGAGAGAUUACAUACAUGGAAAAAGCAAAAACCAAACACAUUAAAGUAGCACUCAGUACUUUUAUUUGAUUUAUAAGAUUACGGUCCCAGUUUACACCAUUUCCAUUUCUCAGAGUUGCAUUUCCAUAAAUAAGGAUAACUUUAAAACUCUGAGUAACAUAAUAUUGUAAAGUAACUGACAUCUAGAAUAUAUAAGGCUUAUGAUAUAAGUAAAACAUAAUAUAUAAGGCUUAUGAUAUAAGUAAAACAUAAUAUAUAAGGCUUAUGAUAUAAGUAAAACAUAAUAUAUAAGGCUUAUGAUAUAAGUAAAACAUAAUAUUUAUGUGUGAAGUAUAGAAACAAUACAAGGAAAGCUUAGUAAAAUAUAAACAGUAGAAAUUUGUGCACAGAGAUAGAUGUCAUAAGCAUACAAGAAGAUACACUUCUACAGGUAUAUGCGUUUAUAAGAUGGCAUGUAGAUAAAUAAUGGGUGUGAAUAGUAUAUAAGCCAAUAGUAGGUGAUGGUGUGGGUGGAGGUAGCUGUUGGUGGAAUAUAACUAGUAGAGUAGAUAGCCAGGAGAAAGUAGGGAAAGGAUGAGAAAGGAAGGAGAGAGUGAGUAGAAAUAGAUAGGGUUGAAAAACAGUGGUUGAUAUAAGCAAGAGAGGCAGAAAUAGUGUGGAAGGGAUGCUACCAGACGGAAUGCUUAUGUGAGAGAGAAUGAAAUGGUUGUAUGUUCUAUACAAAUUUUCAAUGCACAAAGAAGUCCUUUCAGUAACAUUUUUCACCAAAAUUAGUAUGACCACUAAUCCAUUCAUAUUCAGAUACAAUUCUUACCCUUUCUCUUACUAAUUAUUCAACCUGCAGCCACUUCCAUACAGACCCAUAUGCGUGCACACACACACAGACACACACACACUCCUUAUACAUGUCACCAUCUAACUCUUUUAUAGAUGCCUGUGAUAUGUAUCCUCAUGCAUAGAUAUGGUGCACACCUUUGUAUAUGUGUAUGUGUAUGUAUGUAUAUAUGAAUAUAUAUCUAUAUAUAUAUAUAUAUCUUGAAGAUCCUGUGUGCUUACAGGUGAAUCUCAGAGUAGCAAGUGGAGGCUGACUUGACCAAAAUUAUAUAUAUGUAUGUAUGUAUGUCUGUGUGUGCGUGUGUAUAUAUAUAUAUGUGUAUAUACAUACGUUCAUACUUGUGAAUAUACACAGUAUGUUUGUGUUUAUUUCUUUGGGUCUCUUUCUCUCUCUCUAUCUAUAUUAUAUAUAAUUUCAUACAUACAUAUAUAUAUAUAUAUAUAUAUAUAUAUAUAUAUAUACAUACAUACAUAUAUAUAUAUACACAUACAUACAUACAUACAUAUAUACAUACAAUAUAC
Octopus bimaculoides (California two-spot octopus) is the source of this 5463-nucleotide messenger RNA. RefSeq lists its product as uncharacterized. NCBI's taxonomy places the organism in Eukaryota, Metazoa, Mollusca, Cephalopoda, Octopoda, Octopodidae. The record is from RefSeq and is a predicted model, not a curated record.